Messenger RNA from Dermacentor andersoni, 673 nucleotides. RefSeq lists its product as uncharacterized. The record is from RefSeq and is a predicted model, not a curated record. Gene Ontology annotation, molecular function: metallopeptidase activity. Lineage: Eukaryota; Metazoa; Arthropoda; Arachnida; Ixodida; Ixodidae.
AUGGCCCAGAACGAACGACUCCAAGGAGCGCAGUCCCCACCGGCCGGUCCUCGUACAGUACCUCCGACGCCCCCACCUCGAAGAAACCGCAUUAAAGCAAGUGGCGCCGUCGUCGGCCUCUCCUGCUCCCUUCUGAUUUUUCUGGCCGCCUGUGCCCUGGUCUUGCUCUCGGUACGGCUGGCCGCCAUGCGGCGCAAUGACACCGUCCUCCGGGAGACGCCGUUCUGCUGUCCCAAGCAGGCGGCCGCACUGUUCGCCGUCAUCGACAACCAGGCGGAUCCCUGCGAGGACUUCUACGCGUACGUCUGCAGGAACGCCGUCGAGCAAGGCUUCGCACAGAAGCACGCCGCCCACGACAUACUGUUUACCGGAGAUCACGAAGAGCGUCCACCCGUGUUCCCGUACCCUACCGUCCCCUUUCUAAAAUGGAGCGCCAGGAGCCCGACCAAUCGUCGGCCUCUUCAGUGCAGCGUUCCAAGCAUUCUAAGCGGAGCCGCUCUUCCAGAAAACACAACAGCAACCAGACGCCGAAUGCCGAGGAGGCGGUGCAUGUCGAAGCAGCAGCGCCUGCCAGGCCGAAUGAAGCGGAGCAUGUAGAUCUAUCACCGCAGAAGCACGAGGGGCAGGCCCGUAUGAGGCCGUUGCUGCGCUGUGGAGUUUGUGACGAACCAAA